Messenger RNA from Carassius gibelio (silver crucian carp), 804 nucleotides. RefSeq names its product guanine nucleotide-binding protein G(I)/G(S)/G(O) subunit gamma-12. Gene Ontology annotation, biological process: G protein-coupled receptor signaling pathway. Gene Ontology annotation, cellular component: heterotrimeric G-protein complex. Bases 339 to 569 code for a protein of 76 amino acids. The record is from RefSeq and is a predicted model, not a curated record. NCBI's taxonomy places the organism in Eukaryota, Metazoa, Chordata, Actinopteri, Cypriniformes, Cyprinidae. Gene Ontology annotation, molecular function: G-protein beta-subunit binding. The transcript is spliced from 4 exons.
UGUGAUUGGUCAGCGUAGGUGGAAGUGUUACAAACGGUGUCAUUCACAAAGAAACACGAAUACGUUACAAUAGUGACAAAGAAUGCAAUUAACUUUAAAAUAGUAUUUAGAUAAUUUUUUCAGACAGUUGUACUCACGGACCUUAUGAAGUAGGCUACACGUAAAACCAAUUCUGGGGCGUAUUUUCCAUCUCUAAACUGAUUUAUCAGGAGAUCACACUUCAAGAGAUUGUUUUAAAGGUACAUUUUAUGUCGAAGAGUUAAAGCUGUUGCCUUGUAAACUUUUAUAGUUUGUCAAGUUGUAAACCGGAUUACAAACUUUCACGAGUCUACAGUUAUAUGGUUUCAAAAAUGUCCUCUAAAAUGGUGGGCUCAAACAACCUGGCACAUGCUAGGAGGAUGGUACAGCAACUUAGAGUCGAGGCCAGUAUUGAGAGGAUAAAGGUAUCCAAGGCCUCUGCUGACCUCAUGCGUUACUGUGGAGAACACGCCAAAUACGACCCCCUUCUCAUGGGCAUUCCUGCCUCAGAAAACCCCUUCAAAGACAAAAAACCCUGCAUUAUAUUGUAGUGUACCAAGCACUAAUCUUAUUUAAUUACUUCUACUCAACUUUGCCUUAAGUCCAGCUCUAGCUCCUUAGUAUAACUUUGUGCCAUGUCUUAACUGUAUUUAGCUCUUACAGUAUUUAUUACUGUAAAUAAACUUCAAUCAGUACUAAUGAAUUGCUAUUUUUGUAAUGAUUAGCAUUGCAUCUCAUCUUUACCAGCAUCACUUGUCUUUUUUUUUUUUUUUUUUUUGGCCAAAC